Molecule: messenger RNA, 2067 nt
Organism: Pyrus x bretschneideri (Chinese white pear)
Lineage: Eukaryota; Viridiplantae; Streptophyta; Magnoliopsida; Rosales; Rosaceae
Exons: 4
Coding region: 1-2067 (688 amino acids)
Source: RefSeq, a predicted model, not a curated record
AUGGCAUUUGUUAUUACAGAGGGUGGUCAACCUUUAGGGGAUCCAUUAACAGCUCAUGCCACUAACAUACCAAGUUGCAUUACUUAUCCGGGGGUGGAGGAAGGGUUUGCAUUCGAAAUAAAGCAACAUAUGUUGAAUAUUCUACCUACAUUUCAUCGGUUCUCAACUGAGGAUCCUAACAUGCACAUUGCAGAAUUUUUAAUGGGAUGCAAGAAUAUUUUGGUAAGAGGAUUUUCAACCGAAUCCAUUAAGCUCCGUUUAUUUCCGUACACUCUGAAAGAUCAAGCAAGGAGAUGGCUCCUCACACUUCCAUCUGGAAGCAUUAGCACUUGGAACCAACUCAAUGAAAAAUUCUUAAGCAAGUAUUAUCUAGCUUCAAAGACUCCUGACAUGAGAACUCAGAUUCUAUCUUUUGCCCAAAAACCAAAUGAAGAGUUUCAUGAGGCGUGGGAACGGUUCAAAGAGUUGAUUAGAAAAUGUCCGCAUUAUGGUAUUAACAGUAUUGAUCAAAUGCAUAUAUUUUUCAGAGGACUAAAUAUGACUACAAAAACUCUUGUCAAUGCUUCAUGCGGAGGUUCGCACAAGGAUAAAAAUGCACAAGAGGCUUGUUUAUUAUUUGAGAAAAUGGCAGUAGACACACGGUUCACAGGCUACUGUACAGCAGCCCUUACAAGUUGCUUGCAGUAUUUGCAGUAUGACAACCCUUAUUUUUUGAGCUGUCCACAUAAAGCUGCUUAUCCGGAGUUUGCAGCGGAACAGGUUGAUGCAUUUAACAAUUUUCGGCGUCUCCGAAAUGACCUAUAUUCAAAUUUCUACAACCCGGGUUGGAGAGAUCAUCCUAAUUUGAAGUGGGAUAGAGAUCAGCAUGCAAAGCCACAAUUUCAACAACAGAUUGCAUUGCAAGUUUCAAAAAGAGCAUCGGGUACUUUUCCCAGAAAAACAGUACCUAAUCCAAGAGGACGAGAAGAAUGCAACGCUAUAUGGACUUUACGGUCUGGCAAAAGUUAUGACAACAGACAUGAAAACUGCCCUGAAAAUUCGCAGGCAGCACCACAACCACAAAUAGAUUUGAGAAAUUUUGCAAAAUCUAAUAUUUUUGUAGAUUCUGUAGUUUCUGCAAAUUCUGGGCAGCCACAAGACAGAUCCGAAAAUACUGCAGAAGCUACCACAAAAACUGCAAAACGUGUUUAUGUGCCUCCAAUGCCUUAUCCUGGAAGGUUGAGGCCUAAAGCUAAAGAUCAACAGUUGACAGAUUUUAUGAAGACUUUGGCUAAAGUUCAGAUUAAUCUACCAUUAAUUUAUGCAAUCAAGAACAUUCCAUCUUAUACCAAGUUUUUGAAAGAUGUUUGCACAAAGAAAAAGAAGCUUCUGGAUUUCGAAAAAGUGAUUCUAACGGAAUAUUGCAGUGCGGUCUUAUUGCAUAAAUUGCCUCCAAAGAAGAAAGAUCUAGGGAGUUUUACUAUCUCUUGCACCAUUGGAAAUUGUGAUUUUAGCAGUGCUUUAAUUGACUUAGGUGCUAGUGUAAACUUAAUGCCCUAUUCUGUUUUUAAACGUUUAGGUGAAGGAGAGCUGAAGACAACCUCCAGCAUUAUUCAAUUGGUUGGCCAUUCAAUUACCUAUCCUAGAGGAGUCAUUGAAGAUGUUAUUGUUAAGGUUGACAAUCUAUAUUUACCAGUUGAUUUUAUGGUGUUGGACAUGGAUGAGGAUUUGACAGCACCCAUCAUUUUGGGCCACCCAUUCCUGGCAACAGCCCGGACUCUUAUUGAUGUUGAAGCCGGAACUCUAACAUUUCGGGUUGAAGAUGAAACGGUUGUUUUUAGGUUGUUUGAAGCUACCACACUUCCAGGUGAUAAGCAAGAAUGCAUGCGUGUUGAUGCAUUAGAUGGGAGACAAGAGUCUCGGUGGAAGGGCCUUUAUAUGGUUAUGCAGGUUUUUCAUAACGGUAACGUGGACAUUGAAAAAGAGGGCAGGGGUUGUGUGCUCAAGGUCAAGAAGUAUUUACUAAAGCCAUGCAUAGGGAAAUUUGGUGCAAGCAAGUCUUUGACUCUGAAGGAACCAGUGAUCUGA